AUGUCGUCCAACUACCCGGCAGCUCCACCAUCUUACGCCCCUAAGGGCGGCUAUCAGCCCAUUCCUCAGCACGAUGCUCCCUCCUAUGGUGCUGCCGAGACCAGCGCUGGUGUCGGUGCCGCACCUCGCGAUGUCGACCAGGAAGGCGACCCUGAUGACUUCAAGUUCGGUGUCACGGUCGAGCAGUCUUCUCCUGAGAUCAGAGCAAUGUUCUUGAGAAAAGUUUAUACGACACUAUUCCUUCAGAUCCUCGGCACUACCGCCAUCGCAGCGAUCAUGACCACCCAAGGUGUUGCCAGCUGGGUCCAGCAAAACCAGUGGGCCUUCAUCGUGCCACUAAUCGGCAGUCUUGUCACCAUGGGCUUCUUGUACUGGAAGCGUCACUCGCACCCCACCAACAUACUCCUCCUCUCUCUCUUCACCGUUCUCGAAUCGCUCUCUCUCGGCACCGUCAUCACCUACGUAGACCAGAAGAUCGUCCUUCAGGCCAUGGUUAUCACUGCCUUCACUUUCCUCGGUCUCACCCUCUUCACUCUCCAGUCCAAGUGGGACUUCAGCAGUCUCGGCGGCUGGCUCUUUGGUGGUCUGAUGGUUUUGGUCGGCGUCGGAUUCGUUGGCAUCUUUUUGCCCUACAAUCAGACCUUUGACCUGAUCAUGGCCGGUGCUGGUUGCGUCAUCUUCAGUCUUUACAUCGUCUACGACACUUGGCUCAUUCAGAGAAGGCUCAGCGCCGAGGAGUGGGUCUUGGCUAACAUAAGCCUCUACCUCGACAUUGUCAACCUGUUCAUCAACAUCUUGCGCAUCCUCAACAACCAGUCUCGCGACUAA
This is a messenger RNA of Ustilago hordei, 828 nucleotides long. RefSeq lists its product as uncharacterized. Gene Ontology annotation, cellular component: membrane. Lineage: Eukaryota; Fungi; Basidiomycota; Ustilaginomycetes; Ustilaginales; Ustilaginaceae. The record is from RefSeq and is a predicted model, not a curated record. Bases 1 to 828 code for a protein of 275 amino acids. The transcript has a single exon.